Messenger RNA from Thermothielavioides terrestris NRRL 8126, 1884 nucleotides. RefSeq lists its product as uncharacterized. The record is from RefSeq and is a predicted model, not a curated record. The transcript has 2 exons. Lineage: Eukaryota; Fungi; Ascomycota; Sordariomycetes; Sordariales; Chaetomiaceae. Bases 182 to 1498 code for a protein of 438 amino acids.
AGCUAGGCUAGCUUCUGCAUACACUACCUAAGGUACCUAUGUGUAUGCAAGCACUUGUUACAGAGCUUCAUCUUUAAGCUUCGUGUCAAUCAAGACUGCUGGCGUCUCCCAUAUGUCGCUACCCCUCCAACAGGCUUGCCUGGCCCCUUGAUCUGGUCGUCGGUCCAGUACCUCCUUGGUCAUGCCAUCCAGUCGGUCGCCCAGUUCCUGGUCGCGCAGCUCCCGGUCCUGGUACAGUACGCGUACCACGAAGAAAGCCCCUCGCCUCGGCGAAGUGAUUCGGUCGCUGAGAGUGGACGACCUCGAGGGCAAGCACGCCGAUGCGCGGAACCAGAAUCUUCGGACGGUUGGCUCGUACACUUGGGUAGACAAUCCCAGCUCUGGGCCGACCAUUCUCGUCCCUGGCAAACCCCCUUUGUGGACUCCCCAGGAUCAACGUUCGCGCUUCAAGGAGGACGCUGGGUCCUACUUCCGCGACAAGAACGCAGCCCGUUAUCCCAAGUAUCCCAUGGAGCCGGCUGUUAUCGCCGCCCUGACCACCAAUGUCACCAACCCCACUGAUGUCGACAUCUUCGCCUGUGCCAGCACCCUAGGGAACCUACUGCGCUUCAUUCAAGGCGAGGACGCUACCUUCCGCAUGCUGGCGUACAAGCUCCAUAACACCGUCUUUCUCGUGCGGCGCGAGAACUCGCCGACUCAAUUGAUCCCCGACGUGCGCGGGCAUGGCCACAUCUUUCACGAGGCCAACACAACCUGGGAGUCCGAGGUCAAGGGGUGUGCCUCGCACCAGCGGCUGGUGCGCUACGACUUCGGCCUCAGCGUGAUCGUGCGGUUCGAAGCGGAUGGCUACAUCCGGCCUCCAAAUACCACGGAUACGACGACCACCUCCCCAACCACCCCGUCGCCAACGACCCUCGCCUCCCCAGCCCCAGCCACCGUCGACGACCUGACAACCUCCCUCGCCGCAACCACCGUCUCCCCUGCAUCCGCCGCUCCCAAGCCAAAGUCACAGUCAACCUUCAACACAGCGUUGACCGUCCUCCACUCCCCCCCGGACGCCGCGUGCACCCCGCACGAGCAGCUCUUCAGCCUCAGGACGCGCAGCAUCCACGCCCGCCGGCAACGAAACGAGCUCCUCGCCGCCGAGCUGCCGCGCCUCUGGAUCCGCCAGGUGCCGACCUUCGUGCUCGCCUUCCACAUGCACGGGCUGUUCAGGCGCGAGGAGACCGAGAUCGUGGAUGUGCGGGGGCUGCUGAGGGAGUGGGAGGACGAGCACGCCGGGGAGUUGCAGAGGUUUGCUGCGCUGCUGCGCUGGGUUAGGACGGUUGUGUGCGAGUCAUUGGAGGGGCGGGUGGAGAUUUGUCGAUGGGCCAGGGACGAGCGGGGCGGAGAGUGGGAGAUGGGGUUGGAGGUGAGGACGGUGGUUGUGGGUGAGGGCGCUGCGGCGGGGGUGGUGAGUGCUGAGGUAAGGAAGCGGUGGGAGAUGGCGGGGCGGUAGGGGUGAGAAGGUGAAAUAGAAGGAGGCUGGAGUUGACGAGUCCUGACGUGAGAGGGCGGAGGAGAAGGGACAUCAAGGCGUGCGGUGAAAGCCGGAGGUCAAGUCGGAGAGCACCGGGCACAGAAGACUGGAAAUUGACCUCCAUACGGAAGAAUACUCGACGAAUACAACUGUAAGCAAAGUCUACCACUGUAUAAUAUAUGGAAGUCUUACCACUCUGCUCGUGAGCUAUGAUGCUCCCCCUGACAGUCAUCCAGAAAAAGCAAUCACCCUUCAGGUUUUCCCAUAACGCCGCACUCCGUGCGAACCCACAAUCUCAAAAAAAUUGCAACCCACGCCCGACUAUAUGCCAUCCUCUCGCCUCACAAGUUACCGUCCAGACAGCC